Messenger RNA from Medioppia subpectinata, 3060 nucleotides. The record is from the annotation of a GenBank genome assembly. Lineage: Eukaryota; Metazoa; Arthropoda; Arachnida; Sarcoptiformes; Oppiidae.
AUGAAUAAGGGUUUGCCGGGACUCGAAGGAGAGUUAGGAGAACAUGGAUUUGACGGAUGCAAUGGGACUGAUGGUAGACCUGGCUUUCCCGGUCCACCGGGCUAUCAGGGACAGGCGGGCCAACCAGGCUUUCCAGGAAAUGAAGGACCAAAAGGAGAACCGGGAAUGGGAGGAAUCAAUUCUGUGGGCAUUAAAGGAGAGCCCGGUUUAGAUGGAAUUCCAGGCGCACGAGGACUGCCGGGUUCUCCGGGCUAUCCGGGAGAUAAGGGUGACACAGGAUUCUUAGGCGCACCGGGCCCGAAAGGAGGUAUAGGAUCUGAGGGCCCCCGAGGACCACAAGGAGAGGCUACAAUCGGCCCAAAGGGGGUUAAAGGUGAAGGCGGACCGCCCGGUGAUGUUGGACUCAGUGAACAGGGUGGAAAUGAACUAGUUGCAAUUGAAACAGACCUUGUUAUCAUGCCUGGUUAUGAAGGAGAGUUUGGAGAAAAAGGCGAAAAGGGAGAAAAAGGACACCGGGGUAUCAUUGGAGACAAUGGGUUUGAUGGAAUGAAAGGAUUUUCGGGCCCACCAGGCCUUAAAGGAGAUAUCGGCGACGAAGGACCGCGAGGUAAAAGAGGCAAACCUGGUGUUAGCGGGGCUUCAGGUGAUAAGGGAUACAAAGGUGAGCCCGGAUAUGAUGGAGAGUAUGGAAGACCUGGCGCUAAGGGAAUUCAUGGCGAUUAUGGACUGCCCGGUCGACCGGGUCCUCAGGGUGGACAGGGGGCUAAGGGUGAACUCAUACCGUCGGGAAAGACAAUAAUUGGUCCUCCAGGAACACAGGGGCACCCUGGUGAUGUUGGACAUCCAGGUCUUUCAGGCAAACCUGGUCUUCUCGGGCCAACCGGUUAUCAGGGACUUGUGGGAGAACCGGGACCACCGGGUUAUGCGGGCCAACCCGGGCCACAGGGGUUUUCCAUUAAAGGAGAUCCAGGAGACGACGGUUUUCCUGGAAUACCUGGAUAUAGGGGUAGACCGGGUCAGUCCGGACUCAGUGGUCCGAUCGGAGAACAGGGAGAAGUAGGCAAUGAUGUGGUCGGAUCGCCUGGAAUGCCAGGCAGACCCGGAUUCGAUGGCAUUCCAGGUUUACCCGGCCUUCGGGGAGAUGUCGGUUAUCAAGGCGAAAAGGGAUAUCCCGGACACUUGUCUAUUCGACGACAAGGAAGACCGGGAGAGAUUGGAUUACCUGGCUAUCCUGGAGAUCCUGGAAUUCCCGGAAGUGAUGGACCCAAUGGUAUACCUGGGAUACCGGGACCGAGAGGUGAAGACUGUCCGCAUUGUUUCCCAGGAUUUCCCGGUGGAGUCGGCGAUAAAGGAGAUGACGGCAGACCUGGUUUAAUCGGAAGAAAUGGUUUUGUGGGAGAAGUCGGAAAUCCGGGUCGAAAGGGAGACCGAGGAUUGCCGGGACUGCACGGCCUUAAAGGGUUUAACGGAUUACCCGGAGUGGAUGGCGAACAAGGCCGUUCGGGAAGAAAGGGAGAGUCAGGGGAACUCAUAAUUCCUUAUUUUGACAUAACUAAAGGCGAAGAAGGAAACCGCGGAUAUCCCGGACAACCGGGUCAGCCCGGUCUUCAAGACAUAACUAAAGGCGAAGAAGGAAACCGCGGAUAUCCCGGACAACCGGGUCAGCCCGGUCUUCAAGGGCGUUCAGGGUUUCCGGGAAUACAUGGAAUCCCUGGUCUUAAAGGCGAACAGGGAGACUAUGGAGAUAUAGGGCCGGCGGGGUUACCGGGAUUACAAGGUUUGCCGGGAGUGCCGGGAUUUAAGGGAGAAUUGGGUGAAGCAAUCAACGCAUUGCCGGGACUCCCGGGACCGCCUGGUAUUAGAGGCCACCCCGGAGACCCUGGUUUUGAUGGAGCACCAGGUCAAAUGGGAGAUCCGAUUGCUAUGGAUUUGUUGAUUAACAUAUAUCGCGGAUCCAAAGGUUUUCCCGGAAUUAGAGGUCAACGCGGAGAUGAAGGACUCGCAGCACCCCCAGGAUUGCCGGGUAAAGACGGUUUGCCCGGAUUUCCCGGACAAAAAGGAGAACACGGAAGAGAUGGCUAUUCGAGUCGCGGAGAAAUUGGACUUAAAGGACAUCCGGGAAGUCCUGGAGAUUCGGGAAAUAGAGGAUCGAGUGGUCUAACGGGGCGUAGAGGUGAUGACGGUUUGCCCGGAUUUCCCGGACCAAAGGGCGUUCAGGGUUUCCGGGAAUACAUGGAAUCCCUGGGAGACUAUGGAGAUAUAGGGCCGGCGGGGUUACCGGGAUUACAAGGUUUGCCGGGAGUGCCGGGAUUUAAGGGAGAAUUGGGUGAAGCAAUCAACGCAUUGCCGGGACUCCCGGGACCGCCUGGUAUUAGAGGCUACCCCGGAGACCCUGGUUUUGAUGGAGCACCAGGUCAAAUGGGAGAUCCGAUUGCUAUGGAUUUGUUGAUUAACAUAUAUCGCGGAUCAAAAGGUUUUCCCGGAAUUAGAGGUCAACGCGGAGAUGAAGGGCUCGCAGCACCGCCAGGAUUGCCGGGUAAAGACGGUUUGCCCGGAUUUCCCGGACAAAAAGGAGAACACGGAAGAGAUGGCUAUUCAGAUCGCGGAGAAAUUGGACUUAAAGGACAUCCGGGAAGUCCUGGAGAUUCGGGAAAUAGAGGAUCGAGUGGUCUAACGGGGCGUAGAGGUGAUGACGGACAUCCGGGAAGUCCUGGAGAUUCGGGAAAUAGAGGAUCGAGUGGUCUAACGGGGCGUAGAGGUGAUGACGGUUUGCCCGGAUUUCCCGGACCAAAGGGCGAACUUGGUGAUCCGGGUUAUGAUGGAUACAGUGGUCCUCCCGGUAUUCCAGGUAUUCCGGGUCCUAAAGGUUUAAUCGGGGAUUUCGGGCCACAAGGUCUGCAUGGAUUACCGGGACCUCAGGGCUAUUCAGGCCUUCCCGGAGUCAAAGGUUCGCCCGGAUAUACGGGAAUGGAUGGCGCGACAGGAGAUAAGGGAGAGCGCGGAGACCCCGCUGAGGGAACCAGAGGUAGACCCGGAAGACCCGGUGCUGAUGGAUAUGAA